Molecule: messenger RNA, 831 nt
Organism: Rotaria sordida
Lineage: Eukaryota; Metazoa; Rotifera; Eurotatoria; Philodinida; Philodinidae
Source: the annotation of a GenBank genome assembly
AUGGAACAAGGUGCACGAAGUGAUCGUCCUGUAGGUGAACAUCCAUCUCGUCAAUGGUCAUCUGAAACUAGUACUAAAAUUUUACCUGAAAUGCUAAAAUGUCCUAUUCAUAUAGCAAUUGAACGAGGACAUAUUAAAAUAGUUGAUCUCUUCGUUCGACAAUCCAUAUUAUGUACACAAAUACGAGAUCCUAUAACAAAUUAUUUACCUUUUGAAUUAGCAGAUUCUUAUUUAUUAUCAGCAACAACUAAAGAAGAAAAACAACGUUAUAGUGAAAUUCAUUACUAUUUAAAAGAUAAACAAUAUAAUUUAAAAAUACCAUUAAAUGCUACUGGUGAAUAUGUUACAAAUUUAUUAUCAUCAGCAACUAGUGCUAAUGCAGUUCAUCAGAUGUCAAUGUUUUUUAAAUAUGUUUCAUUACCAUUUUAUUGUAAAAUUAUAAGUUGGUAUGAACGAGCACGUGAACGAGCAUGGAAAAAAUAUGGUGGACGUUUUUAUACACCAACACAAACAAAACGUGUCUAUCCUGAAACAGGUUUACUUGGUUAUAAAGUAUUAAUUGAUGGUUAUAAUAAUAAAUUUGAAGUACCAAUAGAACAACUUCGAGGUGCACGUUCUACAAUUUUAUCAAAAUCUGAUCAAUUUAAUCGUUAUAUUGGUUUUAGUGAUGAAGAAAGAGAAAAAAUAAUUCAUAUGAAAGCACAUAUGAAACAAUUUGCAUUAGAUGAACGACAACGUGCUAAACAAAUAGCUACUCAAAAUCUUAAACAAUCACGUCGACCACCAUUAUUAUUAUCUCAAAUAUCAACAGAUGUAAAUAAACAUCCAACA